Molecule: messenger RNA, 444 nt
Organism: Penicillium vulpinum
Lineage: Eukaryota; Fungi; Ascomycota; Eurotiomycetes; Eurotiales; Aspergillaceae
Product: oxidoreductase
Exons: 2
Coding region: 1-444 (147 amino acids)
Source: RefSeq, a predicted model, not a curated record
AUGGAGCAUAUCAAAACCAAGUUCAGUCCUAAUCUCAUGGUUGCGGCGGCAACUUACAAUGCCACGAGCAAGUUUGUGAUAAACCCAUUGUCGGAACGAAGCCCGAAAGUCUUCAUUAGAGACCUAGGACCAUCGAUCAGGCGUCCAUUCAACUUUGCUCAGGCCGCACUACCCCUUAUGUUGAGCGGGGACAAGGGGCGGUACCCUCCCACGGUUAUCUUCACCGGUGCCAUGGCCUCACUCAAAGGAAAUUCUGGACUUUCCACGUUUUCUACGAGCAAGUUUGGCGCUCGCGCUAUAGCUCAGUCUCUGACGCGUGAAUUGGGGCCCUACGGUGUCCAUGUCUCUCAUAUCAUUAUUGACAGGAUCACCAACACCGAGAAGACUAAAUGCUAUGGCCAAGAAAUUCCAGAUGCAAAAACUCGAUCUGCAGGGUGUAAGUAG